GCGGCACAAUAUGUCUCGUAUACCCCAGCCUCCGUCCAACCGUGCUCCUAGCACUCCAGCAGUCACCUCUUCUCCUCAAACUUCUCGCUUCACUGCUAGAAAAUCUCCUGGGUCGACCCCUUCUCGCCCUUUGCGUGCUCAACAGAGUCUACAGUCUCUAAAACCUCCCAAGUCUCCUUUACUAGCCAAGUCGCCUUCUCGACCUCCAGCGCGUCUCAAAUCACCAAAUCCCGAUGAGAAUCCGACACCUCAGCCUAAGCUGAGUAUCAAGGAGCAGAUUGCCCUCAAACGAGCGCAAGCGAAGAAGGCGCUUCAAGCCGAACAGAGCGUUGGUAGCCACCUAGACUUUGGGGGACUGGAGGAUGCACUUCCCGAUGCAUUAAAGAAGAACCAGAGUGACGAUGAGCUUGAUCUUGGGCGGUGGUCCGUGAAGGAGGCCAUUGAACGUGCCAGAAGUUCAGGUGCUCUGAACCUGGCCUCUCGUGCAUUGCUUUGUCUGCCUUCUGCACUCUUUGAGAUACAUCUCGGUGUUAAGCCUGAGCGUCUGAAGUCUGUGCCGGAGGAGCCAUCUAUAUCGACGAAUGACGACACUCCUUCACAUCGGAGAGCUGCGAAUUCGAGUGCACCAUCAUGGUAUGAAGCACAAGAUCUAGAGAUUUUGAAGGCAUGGUCCAACGAGAUCGUUGAAAUCCAGCCCGAAAUAUCGAUGUUCGGCUCGUUGAAAACGGUGGAUCUGCAUAAUAACCGAUUGACCAUGCUACCUGCCAGCUUUGCAGACCUAACCGCUCUGACGGCCCUUGAUCUUUCGCAUAACUCACUGACAUCUCUACCGGUUAACCUUUGGGCGCUCCCAAACCUCUCCUCCCUCAACAUCUCCUACAAUGCGCUCACCUCGCUUCCCUUCAGAGCGCCCUUCGAUGUGGCAGGCGCAAACCCGCUCGCGCGAACGCGCGAUCCUCGCGGUGCCUGGUUCUGCCAAAGCAUCACGCGUGCGUCAGCACCACUGCCGCGUCUAACGGUCCUCGAUGCGUCGCACAACCAGCUACGGGCGUCUUCGAUUGAUUACUUGCCGGCGGCAUCGAGCUUGCCAAGCCAGCUUUCGAAGGUGGACCUUUCUGCAAACCCACUCGGUGAAUGCACGUCUUUAAUACAGGCGCUCGCGGGCCUCGAUCGAUUGCACGAGCUGCAUUUUGAACAUGCAGAGAUUGGCAAUGAUUCGUUCCCUGUGGACAUAUUCUCAUCCCUGGACUUCAUACCGUUUACUGUGCUCAGGAUCCUCGAUUUAGGCGAGACGCACGUUACGGCUCCCGUCAUUGAAGCUGCGUUCAGACAGCCGACGAUCAAGCAAGAGCUCGACUUUGAGGUGACCAACGAAGAGCCGCACGAAGGCAUCCUGCGGGUUGUGACUGGCAAGAAGGUAAUCAAGGAGGCGUGGGAGGUCGAAGCUGAGCGGAGAGCGAAGCUCAGACGACAUGGUGCUGCAACUACGGAAGGGCUGAAUAUAGGUAGUACGAGCGCCUCAAGCGGUAUUGGUGCAAAGAGUACGGGGGUGAAGGAAGCUUGGGAGAUCGAAGCAGAGCAGGGCUUGCUCACGGAAGGUGCGAAGCGACGGGCGAGGGCGAGGGCUGCUGCCGCUGCCGCGCAAGCAUCAUCUCAAUCUACUCCGGCGCAUGGAGGUCCCGGUUCUCUAAAGAAGUCUGCCGUAGCAGAGAAGGAGCCUUGGGAGAUUGAGGCGGAGCAGGGUUUGCUUACAGAGGGCGCGAAGAGGAGAGCAAGGGCAAUGGCUGCUGCCGCCAGUGCUAACGUUAAAGAGGAAAUCAAAGAACCUGCUCCUCUUUCUACGCCUCAUGACGAGGUCGCUCCUCUGCCUUCUCCGACACGCGCCUCAGUAAUGUCCAACCCUCAGUUCUACGAUGCGUCCUCUCGUACGCUCACCCUCCCGCCUUCCGCGCCGCCCCCAAAGUCACCGCAUCUUCGCUCGUUUUCACACGCGCCUUCGUCGGGGUUGUCUCUUGGGUUGAAGGUCAAGACUUCUGGCGUGUCGGAGCUCGCGCUCGCGCUCCCGAUGCCCACAGUGCCGCUCGCUGCCAUUGCCGCCCAGCCCCUCGCACAGACGUUAAAGGUCUUGAUACUCACCGGCAGGAAACAGGAUGUCGUCUUUAGCCUUCUUGAAGUUGAUGGGCUGUCCUUGCCAAUCUUGGAAGAAUUAAGGUUGGAGGGGUGCAACCUUCCGGAUUCUGUCGCUGUCGCUCGGGUUGAUUCGACAGCUCGUACGAGUGAACCCCUGCUUCCUUUGCUCAGCAGGUUGUUCCCAAGUCUCAGAACUCUCGAUUUCUCGUACAACUUGUUGACGUCUACCUGUCUGACCAAAGAUGCGCUGUCUUCCCUCAUCCUCGCUUCGGCAGACUCCGACAGCGACGCCUCUGCGCGCAAAGGCCUACGACAUCUCCGCUUACGUGGAAACCGUAUCAAUGAGCUAGACGGGUUUAUAGGCAUCGCAGAGCUGUUUAAGGGGAACAGAGAUUGUCCUACGUGGAAGAUGGAGGAACUGGACUUACGGGACAACGAGAUUUCUAAACUACCUCCCGAGCUGGGGUUGCUUCCUUUGGAUGUAUUACUUGUGGAUGGCAAUCUAUUUCGCGUCCCGCAACGGAGAAUCUGGGAAAGGGAGGGUACAAAGGGUUUGUUGAGCUGGUUGAGAGGAAGGAUAGAGUAAGGAUAUGCUCAAAGUUCGU
Molecule: messenger RNA, 2735 nt
Organism: Laetiporus sulphureus 93-53
Lineage: Eukaryota; Fungi; Basidiomycota; Agaricomycetes; Polyporales; Laetiporaceae
Exons: 4
Coding region: 11-2716 (901 amino acids)
Cellular component (GO): extracellular matrix
Molecular function (GO): protein binding
Source: RefSeq, a predicted model, not a curated record